This is a messenger RNA of Parnassius apollo (apollo), 852 nucleotides long. The record is from the annotation of a GenBank genome assembly. Lineage: Eukaryota; Metazoa; Arthropoda; Insecta; Lepidoptera; Papilionidae.
AUGAGUGACGAAGUAAUAGGAAAUAUCAAUGUCAUGACCUCUACUCAAAAACCUAUCAGGCGCCGUCUUUCUAGCUCAAGAUCGUCCAGCUCUAGUAGCUCUAGCAAUUCUAGAUCUAACAGCAGUAACUCAAGUAUUACUUCAUCUAGUACUAGUUCUUCUAAUGCUCAUAACACAGGGCGACGACCUUUAGAUGAAAACACCGAUCCACUGCAAGAUAGUUCUAGACAUACAAACGCCGAUCCACAGCCAGGUACAUCUAGAGAUGAAAACGCCGACCCUCAGCCACGAACUUCUAGAGACAAUUUUUCUCCACCAUCCAUAUUGACACCAAUUUGCAACGAUUUGCCAUUGGUUCGACCCCGAACAGCGGUUUGUAAAUACAUAAUUUCUCCACUUCAUUCGGAGGAAAGUGACGUAGAUCUCAGUGAUGACGACCCCUCUUACAUUCAAGAGAAAAACCAUCAUCAACGUUCACUGAGCCCAGCAGCUGGCAAUUCUAUUGACGAUUAUGUUCCAACGAAACCAAGGAAACGUAAAGCAGAUCCAAAUAAAUGGAUGCAAAACACGCAAAAAAUUAAACGAAACUUAGGUCAAAGUUAUGUAGCUGUACAUUCAAAGAAAUUGGUCCUUGCACGUAAUAUUAAAUCACCUUGUGGCCGAAACCGUAGAUUAAAAUGCAGUGAUCGCAUCGAUAAUUCUAAGAGGGUGCAGAUCUUUAACGCCUUCUGGGCAUUAGGUGAUAGACAGUUGCAAAGAAUGUAUAUUUUGUCUAAUAGCACAAAAAUUACACCUAAGUACAAGUAUACCAAUGCCCAGAACCCGCGUAAUCCGCAUUUUAUUUUACUGUAA